This is a messenger RNA of Zootermopsis nevadensis, 892 nucleotides long. It is a transcript of the gene Ski6, whose product is annotated as exosome complex component Ski6. Gene Ontology annotation, molecular function: RNA binding. Gene Ontology annotation, cellular component: cytoplasmic exosome (RNase complex); nucleolus; nuclear exosome (RNase complex). Lineage: Eukaryota; Metazoa; Arthropoda; Insecta; Blattodea; Termopsidae. Gene Ontology annotation, biological process: poly(A)-dependent snoRNA 3'-end processing; nuclear mRNA surveillance; rRNA catabolic process. The record is from RefSeq and is a predicted model, not a curated record.
UAUUGUUUUUAAAUUUUCAACAUGGCGGGGAUGCAUUUACUUUCAGAUCAAGGUUUACGUUUAGAUGGCCGUAGAGCGAAUGAACUGCGACAAAUACGUUGUAAAUUGGGCGUAUUCAGUCAGCCAGAUGGUAGUGCAUACCUAGAGCAAGGAAAUACGAAGGUAUUAGCAGCUGUAUAUGGCCCUCAUGAGAUCCGAGGAAGUCGAACCAAGUCCCUUCAUGAUAAGGCACUGGUGAACUGUCAAUACAGCAUGGCCACCUUCAGUACAGGUGAACGUAAGCGGCGACCUCGAGGUGACAGGAAAUCACAAGAAAUGUCGAUGCACCUGCGUCAAGCACUUCAGGCAGCCAUUAGGGUAGAAGUAUAUCCACGUUCACAAAUUGACAUCUUUGUUGAGGUUCUUCAGGCAGAUGGAGGAAAUUACUGUGCAUGUGUAAAUGCAGCAACCUUGGCUAUUAUGGAUGCUGGCAUACCCAUGAAAGAAUAUAUGGUUGCCUGCACUGCCAGUCUUGGAAAUGGAGAUGUUCCAUUGGUUGAUAUCAGCCACUUGGAAGAGAACUCAGGUGGUCCAAACUUAACAGUUGCAGCAUUACCACUCUCCGGACAGGUAGCUCUGAUGGAGAUGUCGCAACGCUUUCACCUUGACCACUUACCGAAAGUGGUGGAGUGUGCGCUCCAAGGCUGUCGGGACAUUCAUCAGAUCCUGGAUCAGGCUGUAAGGAGGCACAUUGAGGUGUCAGGUGCAGUGGGGUGGGGAAUUAGACCUCAAGUGAAACUGUAAUUUGUGGACCUGAACUUCAUAUUCUGUACAAAAUAAUUUUGUUUCAACUAAUGGAUGUAAUAUUGCUAUUAGACAGUUAUAAAACUUUAGGCUGAAAUGGAUCGUCUAA